Messenger RNA from Triticum turgidum subsp. durum (durum wheat), 942 nucleotides. The record is from the annotation of a GenBank genome assembly. NCBI's taxonomy places the organism in Eukaryota, Viridiplantae, Streptophyta, Magnoliopsida, Poales, Poaceae.
AUGAGCUUCGCUCAAGAGCAUAGCUCAUACCAAAACAAUUACUCAUAUGGGUGGCCUAAAAACCCGAAUAUGUCAUAUAGGAGCAACAACCCUGAGAUCUCACCGUUUGCUUCUAGUAAUCAUAUGCAGGGAUUUAGGUACAAUGAGGAGAGCCACAACUAUGCUCCACAACAGAUUUAUUCAGCUCCUACUCAUAUACCUCAACACCAGGAGAUGUUGCCAAUGGAGUUAAAUGGUCCUCCAUUUGGUCAACCAACAACUCCAGCAACUACUGAGCAAUCUCAUGUGCAAGUGCCCACACAAGAUGAAUUUGAUGAUAUAGACAAGCUCACAUUGCUUAGUCUCGAGUUCCCUUGGAGUGCUGAGGAUGAUCCAAUUAGGCCGAUGAUACUAGAUGAAAUGAAGAAUAUCAAGAGUGGAAAAGAGCUAGUGGAUGAAGUAAGGAAGAUUGAGAAGAACAUCAACGCUGGUAGUACUAUCUCAUCUCUCCUUGAGCUGAGUGCUGUUGAGAUUUCUAGUCAUACAUGUGAGGUUCCAACACCUUCACAUUCAGCUGAGCAAGAUAGCGAGAGUCCAGAGGAAGAGAUACUUCAGAUCCAAGAAGAAAUUCUCGAAGCCAAGGCACAAGAUGAUCCAGAGCUCGAACAACAAAGUGAUCAAGUUGAAGACUCAUCAUCUAUUACUCUUGAAGAAGCAAAAGAAGUUGAUGUGAUUGAAGAUGAAGAACUAGAAACGCAUUUGCCCAUCGUCAUACAGGAGCGUGUUUUAGCAGGUUCUUGCUUGUGCACGAUCCACUACAUGCUGACCAAGUUCGAGAUGACAUUCCCUGGGACCCUGGUGGACCUAUGGCAUGGGGAUGAGGAGAAGCAAGGAGCACACAUGAAGAGAGAAGCUGGAGCAAGCAUGAGGAUAGAGAAGCAAAGGAGAAGAGUUCCAGUUUAG